This is a messenger RNA of Marmota monax (woodchuck), 3953 nucleotides long. RefSeq names its product EPH receptor B6 (gene Ephb6). NCBI's taxonomy places the organism in Eukaryota, Metazoa, Chordata, Mammalia, Rodentia, Sciuridae. The transcript has 19 exons. Gene Ontology annotation, biological process: cell surface receptor protein tyrosine kinase signaling pathway; central nervous system projection neuron axonogenesis; protein phosphorylation. Gene Ontology annotation, cellular component: plasma membrane; neuron projection. Bases 692 to 3742 code for a protein of 1016 amino acids. The record is from RefSeq and is a predicted model, not a curated record. Gene Ontology annotation, molecular function: ATP binding; protein binding; transmembrane-ephrin receptor activity.
GGGCGGGCCGGGCUGCGCUAGCUCCUGCCGCCGCUCCAAAGCAGCGGGCGGUGGGACCCGCGACCGAGCUUGGGGCGGCGAUCGCGACGCUAGCUCUGCACCAUCCAGCGCCCCGCCUCCGGAGAAGCCCCUGCCGCUAGACCCUGGUUCGCCCCGGAAUCCCAGAGACUCGGGCACGGAGCAGACGCGGGGAGCAGGGUUCCCGGACCCGAAAGGACGCUCACGACACGGGGUGAGCUCGGGGAGCAGCGGCUCCUCUGCGGGCCCUCGCGGGCGCAGACCUGCAGAGCUUGAGGCCGGCGGGAAGAGACCCUUCUCUGGCUCUGCUUGGGGGUCCUGAUCUGAGGACCGACUCUAGGCGUUAGGAAAAGAAUUGCCCAUCCCUCGGAUUUCAGUGGCAUCUCUCCAAUCCCCUUGGAGCUGGGAGGAGCCAGGAGGCCCGUCCACACUUGCCCCCAGAUCUGCACAGCAUCCCCCACGCCACCCCUGAUCCCCAUCACCACAUUUAAGUCUUGGAGACUGGCCAUUGGAGAAAGGGAGGAGAGUAAAUGAAGAGAAAGAACUGGAAUAACUCCUUCCACAGGAAAAGGGAAGCAAGCUUCGCUGCCAACCCCCAUUUGAGCAAAAGCCACAGCCCCACCUGGGAGCAGGGUGGUGGCCAGGGCAAUGGUGGGAACCUUGAAGAUGCCCCAUGGCUACUGAGGGGGCUGCGCAGUCAGGGAGCAGAGUGUCUGGCAUGGUGUGCAGCCUGUGGGUCCUGGUCCUGGGGCCCUCAGUUCUGGCUCUGGAAGAAGUGUUGCUGGACACCACGGGAGAGACAUCUGAGAUUGGCUGGCUCACCUUCCCACCAGGUGGGUGGGACGAGGUAAGCGUUCUGGAUGACCAGCGUCGCCUCACAAGGACCUUUGAGGCAUGCCACGUGGCAGGGGCUGCUCCAGGUACCACCCAGGACAACUGGCUACAGACGCACUUUGUGGAGCGGCGAGGGGCCCAGAGGGCACACAUCAGACUCCACUUCUCCGUGCGGGCCUGCUCCAGCCUGGACGUGAGCGGGGGCACCUGCCGGGAGACCUUCACCCUUUACUACCGCCAGGCGGAGGAGCCCGACAGCCCCGACCACAUUUCAACCUGGCACCUCAAACGCUGGACCAAGGUGGACACAAUCGCAGCAGAUGAGAGCUUCCCUGCCUCUUCCUCCUCCUCUUCCUCCUCCUCUUGGGCUGUGGGGCCCCAAGGGACUGGUCAGCGAGCUGGCCUGCAGCUGAAUGUCAAGGAGCGAAGCUUUGGCCCUCUUACCCAGCGUGGCUUCUAUGUGGCCUUCCAGGACACAGGGGCCUGCCUGGCCCUUGUAGCGGUCAAGCUCUUCUCCUACGCCUGCCCCACCGUGCUCCGUGCCUUUGCCUCCUUUCCUGAGACGCAGGCCAGCGGGGCUGGGGGGGCCUCCCUGGUGGCAGCUGUGGGCACUUGUGUGGCUCACGCAGAGCCAGAGGAGGAUGGAGUUGGGGGCCAGGCAGGGGGCAGCCUCCCCAGGCUGCACUGCAAUGGGGAGGGCAAGUGGAUGGUAGCUGUUGGGGGCUGCCACUGCCAGCCUGGACACCAGCCUGCUCAUGGAGACAAGGCCUGCCAAGCCUGCCCUGGGGGGUCCUAUAAGGCCUUGGCCGGGAAUGCUCCCUGUUCACCAUGCCCUGCCCGCAGCCACUCCCCUGACCCUGCAGCCCCCGUUUGCCCCUGCCUCCAGGGCUUCUAUCGGGCCAGUUCUGAUCCACCAGAGGCCCCCUGUACUGGCCCUCCAUCAGCACCCCGGGAGCUGUGGUUUGAGGUGCAGGGCUCAGUGCUCAUGUUGCACUGGCGCCUGCCACAGGAGCUGGGCGGACGAGGUGACCUGCUCUUCAACGUCGUGUGCAAGGAAUGUGGAGGGCAUCAGGAGCCUGGCAGUGGGGGCUCCUGUCGCCGCUGCAGGGAUGAGGUGCAUUUUGACCCCCGCCAGAGGGGCCUGACGGAGAGUCGAGUGUUAGUCGGGGGGCUCCGAGCACAUGUACCCUAUAUCCUGGAGGUGCAGGCUGUCAAUGGGGUGUCUGAGCUCAGCCCUGACCCUCCCCACGCUGCAGCCAUCAAUGUCAGCACCAGUCAUGAAGUCCCCUCGGCAGUCCCUGUGGUGCACCAAGUGAGCAGGGCCGCCAACAGCAUCACUGUGUCCUGGCCCCAGCCUGACCAGACCAAUGGGAACAUCCUUGACUACCAGCUCCGCUACUAUGACCAGGCAGAAGACGAAUCCCACUCCUUCACUCUGACCAGCGAGACCAACACUGCCACCGUGACACGGCUGAGUCCUGGCCACAUCUAUGGCUUCCAGGUGCGGGCGCGGACUGCUGCUGGCCACGGCCCCUAUGGGGGCAAGGUCUAUUUCCAGACACUGCCUCAAGGUGAACUGUCCUCUCAGCUUCCAGAGAAGCUGUCCUUGGUGAUUGGCUCCAUCCUGGGAGCCUUGGCCUUCCUCCUGCUGGCGGCCAUCACAGUCCUGGCUGUCAUCUUCCAGCGGAAGCGGCGAGGCACAGGCUACACAGAGCAGCUGCAGCAGUACAGCAGCCCAGGACUUGGGGUAAAGUACUACACAGACCCCUCCACAUACGAAGACCCCUGCCAGGCCAUCCGAGAGCUUGCCAGGGAGGUUGACCCUUCGUAUAUCAAGAUUGAAGAGGUCAUUGGGGCAGGCUCCUUUGGAGAAGUGCGCAGGGGCCGACUGCAGCCCCGGGGACGGCGGGAGCAGGCCGUGGCCAUCCAGGCCCUGUGGGCCAGGGGUGCCGAGGGCCUGCAGAUGACCUUCCUGGGCCGUGCCGCACUCCUGGGCCAGUUCCAGCACCCCAACAUCCUGCGGCUGGAGGGUGUGGUCACCAAGAGCCGUCCCCUCAUGGUGCUGACAGAGCUCAUGGACCUCGGACCCCUGGACAGCUUCCUCAGGCAACGGGAGGGCCAGUUCAGCAGCCUGCAGCUGGUGGCCAUGCAGCGGGGCGUGGCCGCCGCCAUGCAGUACCUGUCUAGCUUUGCCUUUGUGCACCGAGCGCUCUCUGCCGGGAGCGUGCUGGUGAACAGCCACCUGGUGUGCAAGGUGGCCCGCCUUGGCCACAGUCCUCAGGGCUCAAGUUGCUUGCUUCGCUGGGCAGCCCCAGAGGUCAUUGCACACGGAAAGCAUACGACAUCCAGCGACGUCUGGAGCUUUGGGAUACUUAUGUGGGAAGUGAUGAGCUAUGGAGAACGGCCCUACUGGGACAUGAGUGAGCAAGAGGUACUAAAUGCAAUAGAGCAGGAGUUCCGGCUGCCCCCGCCUCCAGGCUGUCCUCCUGGACUACAUCUGCUGAUGCUGGACACAUGGCAGAAGGACCGUGCCCGGCGGCCUCACUUUGACCAGCUGGUGGCUGCAUUUGACAAGAUGAUCCGCAAGCCAGACACCCUGCAAGCUGAUGGGGGCGCAGGGGACAGACCUUCCCAGGCCCUCCUGAACCCUGUGGUCCUGGACUUCCCUUGUCUGGACUCGCCCCAGGCCUGGCUUUCGGCCAUCGGACUAGAGUGCUACCAGGACAACUUCUCCAAGUUCGGCCUCUGCACCUUCAGCGAUGUGGCUCAGCUCAGCCUGGAAGACCUGCCUGCCCUGGGCAUCACCCUGGCUGGCCACCAGAAGAAACUGCUGCACAACAUCCAGCUCCUCCGGCAGCAUCUGAGGCAGCCAGGCUCAGUGGAGGUGUGAGUGAGGUCUGGGCAGGAAGCUGUGAGCCCACGAUGCCGCUGACCCAGCCCAGGACACAGGUCCGAGGAGGGAUGCGCGAGAUGUGAGCCAGGCUCCCUCUCCGCCUCUGUGCCUGCGGCAUUCUCCCAACCCUCCUCUGGACGCUGCAUUUCCCCAGUCCUCCACCCUCUGCCAGCCUCCACUACAUUAAAGGGAAGGGAAUUUGAACGUU